Messenger RNA from Recurvomyces mirabilis, 870 nucleotides. RefSeq lists its product as uncharacterized. The coding region runs from base 1 to 870 and encodes 289 amino acids. The transcript has 3 exons. Lineage: Eukaryota; Fungi; Ascomycota; Dothideomycetes; Mycosphaerellales; Teratosphaeriaceae. Gene Ontology annotation, molecular function: RNA polymerase I cis-regulatory region sequence-specific DNA binding. The record is from RefSeq and is a predicted model, not a curated record. Gene Ontology annotation, biological process: nucleolar large rRNA transcription by RNA polymerase I; transcription initiation at RNA polymerase I promoter. Gene Ontology annotation, cellular component: nucleus; RNA polymerase I upstream activating factor complex.
AUGUCGUCUGAUUUACCGACCGAGCAGAUGGCUUCAUACUCUGCCAUCAUCGACGACAUACUCGCUUCCGCCGAUCUCGAUGUCAUCUCUGCCAAAGCCCUUCGCAAGGGUCUACAGGCCAAAGUCGACUAUGAUCUGUCGGAGCAGAAGGAAGCCAUCACGGCUCUGAUUAUGCAGCGCUUCGACAAAGCCCAGCAACAACGAGAAGCGACCACCACAACCGAGCCUGCACCCACAACCAACGGCACACACGGCACCACUCACCACGAAUCUGCCUCCCCACCACCCUCCCACAAACGCAAAGCCGACACAGACGACGACGACGAAGACUCCUUCAGCGACGUCAAAGACAGCCCGCCUCCUCCGAAGAAGAUGAAGAAAGCACCAAAAUCAGAAGCCGAAAGCGACGAGCAAAUCGCCCGACGUCUCCAAGCCGAAUUCAGCGCAGGCGGCGGCCGCUCCACGCGAGGAGGCGGCGCAGCAACAACGACCAAGAAGAAAAAGUCCAUUACGAAAAAGGACAAGAAACCCAAGAGGAAAUCCGCCACGAAAAUCCACUCCGACGACGACAGCGACGUCGCCUCCACCUCCCCGAAACCCGAAAAGGAAAAAAAGGGCGGCUUCCACAAACUCAUGAACCUCUCCGAACCCCUCACCGACCUCCUAGGCGAAAGCCAACUCAGUCGACCCCAGACGGUAAAGCGGAUAUGGGCGUAUGUGAAGGAGCGGGAUCUGCAAGACCCCAGCGAUAAGAGGCAGAUCCGGUGCGAUGAGAAGAUGCGGGCCGUGUUUAAGACGGAGAAGGUGCAUAUGUUUACUAUGAAUAAGGUGCUUGCGACGCAGCUGUGGCCAGCGGAGGAGGUGGUUUGA